AUGGCCAAAGUAUCCACACCCUCCGACAGAACGCACGUUGAUCACCUGAAUAUUACAACCCUUCAACACGCAGAUCAGCAGACGAACGCGAACCUCGGUAUAACCCGGAUCCACACGCGUAUCACGGGGAGCAUGAUCGAGUUGAACGCCUCGUUGUCUAUUGCACCUUGCAGACACUCAAAUUCAAAUGGGGUCACUCACUUCGCACGUCAUCCCACGCCCCCCACCAGAACACUCGCGCCCCAACCCCGAAAGCUCAAGCUCAAGGCUGAAUGGAAUAAUUCACCCUCGGCCGCUUCGAUCCGAUGUCCAUCCAAGAGAAUCUACAAUGAGAGAAAUGUCUUUCACUGGGAUACGACGCCUCAGGAGAUGUUACGGUUUAUUCCGUGGUCCUUUUCCUGGCGCGUUUGGCAGGCUCCAUAUAGAAAACUCGGAAACAUGGUCCGUAGGUGGCUGUUUGUUCAGCCCUUGCCCCUUACGCGAGAUAGGGUGGUUGCGUACCCUUGGUCCUUUUUGGUCGGAUCGCAAGAGGAAAUGUCAAAGACUACCAUCACUGCCUGUUUGCGUUCAGGACGAACUUCUCAAGCAUUUACCAAUCCGAGAGGGAAGAAUUUCGAUUAUGCUUUCUAUACUUCAAUUUCGCCGGGCCAUGUCGGCUUGGAACCUAGCCCGGCCCGCCUGCACUUUCGAUAA
Laccaria bicolor S238N-H82 is the source of this 693-nucleotide messenger RNA. RefSeq lists its product as uncharacterized. NCBI's taxonomy places the organism in Eukaryota, Fungi, Basidiomycota, Agaricomycetes, Agaricales, Hydnangiaceae. Bases 1 to 693 code for a protein of 230 amino acids. The record is from RefSeq and is a predicted model, not a curated record. The transcript has 10 exons.